Clonostachys rhizophaga is the source of this 333-nucleotide messenger RNA. The record is from the annotation of a GenBank genome assembly. Lineage: Eukaryota; Fungi; Ascomycota; Sordariomycetes; Hypocreales; Bionectriaceae.
AUGUCCGCCAACCGGGCCGUCUGGCGCCACGGCCCCUCGUCCCGCAGAAGACGAGCAGCCGCCGCCGACACAAAUAUGUACGACGACGAGGAAUCGCUGGCGGGCACCUACCGGUGCGUCGUCGAGACGUUCAACGUCCACUGCGAGGACUGCAGGCGAUACCUGGGGAAGGGAGUCUCCCGGAACCCGUGCGAUGGGUGCAAGUAUAACCAGAGCAACUGGGCCUGCGAUACGUGGUUCCUGUCGGAGAGGCAGGAUAGUUUCGUCUCUGCAUGGCGUUGCUACUAUUGCGUUUCGGACGCCUUGCAGAUACUGAUGACAUCCGAAGGGUGA